Messenger RNA from Physcomitrium patens, 863 nucleotides. RefSeq lists its product as uncharacterized. Lineage: Eukaryota; Viridiplantae; Streptophyta; Bryopsida; Funariales; Funariaceae. Gene Ontology annotation, molecular function: calcium ion binding. The record is from RefSeq and is a predicted model, not a curated record.
AGAAGCAAGGAGCAGUGACCUCGCCCUAGGUGCAAGAGCGAGGCGGAUCAUUCCGAAGGUGCAAGAGCGAGGUGAGUCAUUUCGAAGGUGCACGAGCCAGGUGCGGGACAUCUUCAAAGCAGUUAUGGGAAACUCCUCGUCGCUUCUUACUCAGUACGACUUGGAGGAUCUCCAGAAUCAUUGCAGCAACCUUUAUUCGCAGCGAGAGAUAAUUGCCCUAUAUGAGCGAUUUUGCCAGUUGGACCGUACUAGCAAGGGUUUUAUCUCUGCUGAUGAGUUCAUGGGCGUGCCCGAAUUUGCUGUCAAUCCUCUCUGCCAGAGGUUGUUGAAGAUGCUGGAAGGAUUGAAUUUCAAGGAAUUUAUAGCUCUGCUUUCAGCCUUUAGUGCACGUGCGACGAAAGACGACAAAUUGAAGUUUAUUUUCAGGGUGUAUGACACUGAUGGAAAUGGCAAAGUAACCAGUAGCGAUAUGUUGCAAGUUCUACGCGAUCUAUCGGGGAAUUUCUUGACGGAUGAGCAGCGCCAGUCGGUUUUGAAUCAGGCUCUUGAACAAGCUGGAUACACGGUGGAUUCAGCUCUAACACUGCUAGAUUUUAAGCAGGUUUUGGGAAAGGCAGACCUGAAAAUGGACGUGGAAGUUCCGGUGGACUGAAAAUGUAGCGCAGAAUUGUAUUGUAUUCAUUAGUAAUCGCAUUACCUUUUAUUGUAGCCUUGCACAUGAUGUAGGCUAGGGUUGCUCACAUUGACUAAGCUUUACUCGUCGUAUGGCUGUGAAAGUGUAUUUGGAUAAGUUCUCUACUACAGAUACUGGAUGAUUUGUUUUUUUAUUUUUUUAUUUUUUUCCGAAUUGUGAUGUUCAUUCA